UCUCCAAGUACCGCUACAAUGGCCACCGAGGAGCAGAUCAAGCGUGCUCACCGGAAGAAGGUGCUGAAGCACCACCCGGACAAGAACGCUACCUCUAGCCGCGCAACCUCAACUUGCAAAUCGCCACACCGGUCCAUCUCCAACCCCGGCAAGACAGUGAAGUUACCUACAGACUGCGACGCCGAACUCAGAAACGGCGCGGCCUUUUACGAGUUCAUAAAAUCACUAACGGCAAACGCCAAAAACGAUCUGCUUACACUACGCAGCGCGCCACCGGGGUUGAAGGCCCGGCAUCGAAAACAUCUCUUUGGACAGAAGCGUUCCUCUGCCUUCGUCCUUCAUUGA
This is a messenger RNA of Chaetomium strumarium, 345 nucleotides long. RefSeq lists its product as uncharacterized. NCBI's taxonomy places the organism in Eukaryota, Fungi, Ascomycota, Sordariomycetes, Sordariales, Chaetomiaceae. The transcript is spliced from 3 exons. The record is from RefSeq and is a predicted model, not a curated record. The coding region runs from base 19 to 345 and encodes 108 amino acids.